Gamsiella multidivaricata is the source of this 1360-nucleotide messenger RNA. RefSeq lists its product as uncharacterized. Lineage: Eukaryota; Fungi; Mortierellomycota; Mortierellomycetes; Mortierellales; Mortierellaceae. Bases 159 to 1139 code for a protein of 326 amino acids. The transcript is spliced from 3 exons. The record is from RefSeq and is a predicted model, not a curated record.
UACCUGUUUAUGUGUACGUCAGUACGUUGGACAAUCUCGUGUGGCGACAGGGUGAACCUUUUGUAAAAAUAGGCUUCGUUAAGCUCUAUUAUUAAACCCUACACGAAGAGAAAAAUGGGAACUUUGUCCCUGAUCUCCAAGUCCAGACUUGAUACAAAAUGCCAAAAGAAGAUGGGAUCCCGGUAAUUUCUUCUACUCCUACCGGGAUUGCACGCACUUUCCCUAUCACACAUAAGCGCACAUCACCUCCACCACCACCGCACCCCACUAUGGUCCGAUUCUUUGUUGGUCUGGCCGCCCUGGCAUCCGUUGCCUUUGCCGACAUCACAUUCAACUGUAUUGGCUACCCUAGCAAGACUGGCGGCGCGUUCGGCGUCUCCAUUUCAGGCGCAAUCACAAAGCUCGCCACGAAUGAGACCACGUUCCCAGUCUGGUCCGGCGUCGUCCCCGGCACCACCUCCGCGGUCCAGUACUCGUACGUCGAGCUCGACGCCACUGGCGCCGCCGUCAAGACCGAGGCUUUCGCUCGCAAACUCAACCAGACCACCGACACCAGCACCGACAACGAGUUCUUUGAUCGCCCUAUCACCUACCACGAAAUCGUCCGAUUGCCCUACACCUACUUGGCCACUUACCCCUCAAAGUCCAAGGCCUUUAAGGAGGAUCAGAUUGCGACCAUUCACUUGACUGCGCCUGCAGCGACCAUCCAGGCCAUGAAUGCCGCCCCUGAGACCGAGGCUGAUGUCAAGGUUACGUUCCGCUUCAUCAACGCCAAGACCAUUUACACCCAGAACAACAUCACCCUCAAGACCUCCGGCAAGUCCUCUAAGGAGUUUGCCAAGCAGUCGUACAAGUUCAAGUUCGAUACCGACUACAACCAGACCUUCUUUUCGCGCCCUAACCUCAAGCUGCGCUCCAUGUCCACGGAGCCCACCUAUCUGCGCGAGAAACUGUACAUCGACAUGUUGAACUCUGUUGGUGUUCCCACUCAGCAGGUAAACAUGCACGAAUUUGCAUGGGCCUUGUUCUGUCCAGUGCUUUCAAUCUUCAUUACUGAUGCUCUUCAUCGCUGUAAUGUUUAUAAUAGGGAUCAUAUGUUCGUCUGUUCGUCAACAACGUCGCGUACGGUUUGUUCUUGAUGGUCGAUGAUAUCAAGAAGUCGUUCGCCAAGCAGACUGUCCACGGCGGCGACCCUCUGGUCGUCCCUGGCUCGCUGAUCCAGGCUAAUGCCCCCACUCUGGAGGAGCAGGCCGAUCUCGUUUAUAAGGGACCUUUGACUGCGGCCUACAACCAGGAGGCCUACAUCAGCCAGAACCUCGGCAAUAACGUGGCGACCGAACCCCUGGGCCAGUUGAUCACC